Paecilomyces variotii is the source of this 1398-nucleotide messenger RNA. Its product is annotated as putative alpha-tubulin suppressor protein Aats1. Gene Ontology annotation, molecular function: guanyl-nucleotide exchange factor activity. The record is from RefSeq and is a predicted model, not a curated record. NCBI's taxonomy places the organism in Eukaryota, Fungi, Ascomycota, Eurotiomycetes, Eurotiales, Thermoascaceae. The coding region runs from base 83 to 1225 and encodes 380 amino acids. Gene Ontology annotation, cellular component: cytoplasm. The transcript has a single exon.
AUUUGGGUGAGCUUGGGGGUGUACACAAAACAAACCCCCUAACUACAGCGAAGAAGAAAAGAAAUAAAACAGUGACGAACAAAUGCGCCUCUAUGCGUUCGGAUCUAAUGGCUCCGGCCAAUUGGGGAUCGGGCACGUCGAGGACGUUUCGGUGCCUACGCAAUGUCUUUUUGAUGAUGAUGAUGAUAGUCAUGAUGGUGAUGGUGAUGAUGAUGAUGAAGUCCUUCGCAUAGCUGCUGGUGGGAAUCAUACUCUUGUUCUGUUCCGGUCUGGAGCUGUUUAUGCGGCUGGAUGCGAUGAGGAUGGGAGGUGUGGUGGGUAUAAGACGGGUGGUGGGGAUGGGGGUUCGUUGUUGAAGUUUGUGAGGGUGGUUGUGGAUGAAGAUGCCGGUGGAAAGAAGAGGAUUGAUAUGUUCAAGCAUGUUGCUGCGAUGUGGGAGAUGACGAUCCUUGUCUCGUUGGAAGAACAAGAAGAAGAAAAGGUCUUCGUCAUGGGUUCUGGUGCCAAAGGAGAAUUAGGUCUUGGACCUCAGACAACGCGGGUAGUGAAACCGGUCCGCAUCCCUGAUUUCCCACCUCGAGGAACGAGGAUUGUUUCCAUCUCGAGCAGUGUUGGACAUGCGGUGGUGGUGUUGUCGAAUGGAGAUGUAUAUGGAUGGGGAGCGGCGAGGAAAGGGCAGUUAGGAGAAUCCGUCAAGGACCAGAAGAUUGUCUGGUCGCCGGUGAAGAUCGAGGGGAUCCAUUUCCAUGCUACUGAUGUGGCGUGCGGGAGGGAAUUUACUGUCAUUACGGGGAAUAAAGAGUCUGGAGAGUUCGUUAUUCUCGGUCCUGCUGGGCUGGAUCGUUGGCGGAUCUUAUCUGAUGCUCCCCAGCCGGCAGACGUAGCUGGGUUUUCACUUGUGGCUGCCAGUUGGAACGGUAUCUAUAUACAUGGGGGUAAUGGGUCUGUCAAGGCUUGGGGCCGCAAUGACAAGGGUCAGCUUCCGCCGCCGGGUCUUCCUAGGUCGAGUAAGAUUGCCGUUGGGAGCGAGCACGCGCUUGCGCUGCUUGAUGACCAGAAAGUCGUGGCUUUUGGCUGGGGAGAGCAUGGGAACUGUGGUCCAGACACGGAUGCACAGGGAAAUGUGAAUGGUCGAUGGAAUGAGAUUCCGGUUCCUGCCAAAGGUGGAGCUAAGGUCGUUGGUCUCGGCGCUGGUUGCGCUACAAGCUGGAUAAUCGUGUCCUGAGAGCAGCCGAGAUGACUUAUAUCGCAAUGAGUGAGGCCUUUUAUGGCUGUACGUGCGUCUGGGAUGUCAACACCAGCCGAACGGGUUGUCUCGAGAAUAUACCAGACAUGAUGUACUAGGCUCGGUGCUCUUUCAAUCGAAAAGACCGCGGAUCUGUUGUCCGUGUCAACACU